AUGAAUAAUAGAAACAAUUCAAAUUCCGUAUCUUCCCAUCUACCAGGUAGACUAACAGCUUUAAUUGUUUCAAUAUUGGUUGCUCUUGCCUCAGGCACGCCAUAUUUAUAUGGGGUCUAUUCUCCACAGUUUGUAAAACAAGUGGGCUUGACCACUUCUGAUUCAGCAACAAUAUCAUUGGCAACAAACUUGGGUUCAGGAGUAGGUGGACUUCCAGGAGGAUUAAUAAUUGACCAUUUUGGUCCCCAGAAGAGUAUAUUAUUGGGAUCAAUUUGUAUAUUUAUUGGUUAUUUUGCCAUGCAUAAAAUUUAUGAAACCAAAUACGACAAUUUAUUAAUCAUAUGUAUUGCCAUGGCUCUAGCAGGAUUUGGAUCCAUUACUUCCUAUUUCGCCACAUUGAAAGCAUCACAGUCUAAUUUCCCUAAACAUAGAGGUGCUGCUGGAGCUUUUCCCGUUAGUGCUUUUGGGUUUGCUGCUACCGUGUUUUCAAUUAUCUCAGCAACUUUUUUCAAAGGAAAUUCAGGAGGAUUAUUGGAAUUUUUAUCUAUCUUUUGUGGUAGUAUGACAUUUUUAGGGUCUUUUUUCAUUCAUAUUUAUUUAGAUCAUCACGAUCAUCGUGAGACAGAUCCUGAAAUGUCGAGUCCAGAAUCCGUGUCGUCUCCUUCACCAAACUAUUACAGUAUUGAAUCUGAUACUUUGAGAAACCCUAGAAUAGAGGAAGAGUUAUCCUUACUUAGUGAGGGAAAUUCCGUAAUUGAACCACCAGCAACAACAAUGAGUAGACAAGAUUCAUUGCAAGGAUCUAUUUCAUUUUGGGGGAUCGGUCAAAGAACACCCAGGGAAUCUAUCAGUUUGCAAGAAUCAGAAGCCAACAACAUUAUUGAGAGUCUUCGAAAUGAAAAUGCACCUAAACAACAACAACAACAACAACAACAACAACAACAACAACAAGUUCAACAACAGGAAGAACAACAAAAGGACCACAAAAAGUUAUGGUUCAAUUUUAUUCCAGUGCCUGAUUUUCUCCACAAGGAAAACGGGAGAAUAUUUGCCAUUCAUUACUAUAUUGUCUCAUUGGCCAGUGGUAUUGGUCAAAUGUACAUUUACAGUGUAGGAUUUAUUGUCACCGCACAAUAUUAUUAUGGCAAAAAUAAGAUUGAAAAUUUGACAAAAGAAAACAGUAAGGAUAUUCAUCAUGACCCAAAUGUUGAUGAUACAGUACAAACUUUACAAGCCCUUCAAGUCUCAAUAAUUUCCAUUGCAUCAUUUCUGGGCCGAUUGUUUUCUGGAUUCUUGAGUGAUUAUAUUUAUAAAAAAUGGCAUAUUCAACGAUUAUGGAUUGUUCAAGUAACACUUGUAUUUCUCGCAUUUGGACAAUAUUUAACUAUUCAAAAUGUGAAUAACCUACAUCUUGUUACCCUUGCAUCUGCCCUUAUUGGAGGAAGUUAUGGACUUAUAUUUGGGACAUAUCCAGCAGUGAUUGCUGAUCGAUUUGGUACUCGGCUGUUUUCUACAUCUUGGGGAUUGGUGUGUACGGGACCUUUGAUUACAUUAUGGAUUUUAAAUAAAUAUUUCGGUAAAUUAUAUGAUGCUAACACCGAUGGUGAUACGGGAAUUUGUUAUUUGGGGAAUGGCUGUUAUCAAGGUGCAUUCGAGUUAAGUCUAGUUCUUUGUGGUAUGACAUUUGUGGUAACGCUACUUUUGAUAUAUAUACAAAGAAAGUGA
Candida dubliniensis CD36 is the source of this 1725-nucleotide messenger RNA. RefSeq lists its product as uncharacterized. Gene Ontology annotation, biological process: transmembrane transport. Gene Ontology annotation, cellular component: membrane. The record is from RefSeq and is a predicted model, not a curated record. The coding region runs from base 1 to 1725 and encodes 574 amino acids. Gene Ontology annotation, molecular function: transmembrane transporter activity. The transcript has a single exon. Lineage: Eukaryota; Fungi; Ascomycota; Pichiomycetes; Serinales; Debaryomycetaceae.